ACUGGCAUUAAGUGGCUGGUGCUAUCUGCGUCGAGUGUCGUCAAUAUUCUCUGCUGUGGGUAUUUACGUAUAUAUUAGGAUAACUCAGCCAGAUUUUUAUACCGGAUUGUUGAUCGGCGGCUUUGUGAUCUAAUGCACAACAGAUCAGUAUAUAGGUGACUGCGUGUAUCGUAACUCGGGGAUACCCGGGGUACCGAGUCAGUCGAGUCCAACGAAUCACAAUAGGAAUCACAAUCGUGAGAUCUUAUUUAAAUUAUAUAGCUACAUAUACAGACCCAUCUAAGGGCUAGGUCGGAAUGUUUAAACACAGAGAAACAAAGGUCGUCACUAAGUGGCUUUGUAUGGAAGGCGAGGGAAAUACGUUAAAAUUGUUUCAGUUUUAAUUUCAUUGCCCGGACUACAUUUAGACAAGAGACAGUGAUUAGUGACAUACCAGCUGAUUGGCGAGUUCACAUGUGAAAGGAUCAAACCAGGGACGACGUUCUUAUAAGUGGUAAUAUUAACAUAAACGAACCGUAUUAAUUUUCAAUCGUGUACCGGUGAAAAUUGGAUUUUAAUUGCGAGUGCCAGGUAUAAGUAUUACACUAAUCUUACCGGGACAAAGGGACUUAAUUUGAUCUUUAGAAAGUAAGUCCCUAUAUAGCAAACAUGAGUACGAGCACUAGUAGUAAGAAACAGGACAGGAAAGCGGACGGAGCAGGACGGAAGCUGAGCACACUUCCUCCAUCAGAUGCUGCCACCCGGAAGUCCUCUUUAGAACUCACAGCACCGGAAAGUUUGGCUGUUCGGAGACCUUCUAUUGACAAUAGAAAAAUGUCUAUUGUAGAUUCCAUCCCAGGUCGUUCAACGUUAAUUAUAACGUCAGCACACACGCAGCGUCCGAACGUCAAGUAUGAAAACACUUUUAAAACAGAGCCGGACAAAAAAGCCCGGAGUGACCACUUACGUGACUGUAUCAAGGAACUGUUCGAAAAGGAACUGGACGAAAAGACAUAUAACAAAGAGGAAUGCAGCAGCAUGUCAAAGAGUUUGGCGGACAGAUUAAAACAGCGCGUGAAAAUGUUAGGUUUUUCUCGUUAUAAAAUCAUCACAGUCGUAUGUAUCGGCCAGCGCGAGGAAUUCAACCCUUCCGUAGCUUUCACGAGCAGGUGCAUGUGGAGCGCGCAGUUUGACACUUUCUCACAGCACGUUUAUAAGAACACGUCGUUGUACGCACUCGGCUUGGUGUAUGCCAUGUACGCCGAAUGAUGGAGACUCCAUGUUUAAUUUUAAUGUGUGUUAAAAUAAAUUGUUGUGAAAAAUGCAAGUGCCAAUGUCGAUGUCAUUGCCUAUUUAUAUUUUUUCGAAGAGACUUCCGUUUCCGUAAAGACUUGGCCGGAAGUCCACGACACCGGAGUACGCAGUCGUGUCUUGUGGCGCCUUUUUACUGUUACUGGAAGAGCUAACUUGUCUUCUUGUUUUCUCACUGAUUCUCUCAAUGGAUGGUUUACCAUGUUCUUGAUUCGUAAUUACUUGAAAUGGGAUCUUGUCCUUCAUAUAAUCUGUAUACAAAGGACAUGACAGUGCGAUAUCAAGAUUUACUGUCUGGGAAACGCAGCUUUUUAUUUCAAAAUCGGAAAUUUGUAAGUGUUAAUUUGACAUUAUGAGAAGGCGCCUUGCCCUGCUUAGACUGUACUUAUAUAAUAAUGAGUGGAAUCAACAGUAAUCAUGUCAUUUAAUUUCUUACUUAUUCUUACUAUAAAAGCCAUAAAACACUUAUAAUUGAUGUAACAAGUAUUGGUGUGUUUUUUUGUCAAGAGAAGGGAUGCACUACAGUGUAUAUGAUUGAUCUUCGAACUCUCAUGCAGGUCUCAUUUCUAGUCUUAUCUACCCCCUCCACGCACAUUUAACGAUUUUUAUUACGACAUAUAUUGAGAUAUGAAUCGUCUAUGUAAUCCCUUGGUGUCUCUCAUAUCGGGGUCCAGUCUGUCAUAAAUCAACUUUGUACAACCUACAUACCGAAAUGAUAAGCACACGGGUCAUGACAUCUGUUGAAUAAUAUGCUUAAAUUUAUUAUAACACUGUUCAGGGCCCG
This is a messenger RNA of Mizuhopecten yessoensis (Yesso scallop), 2074 nucleotides long. RefSeq names its product tctex1 domain-containing protein 1-like. The transcript has a single exon. Gene Ontology annotation, biological process: microtubule-based movement. Gene Ontology annotation, cellular component: cytoplasmic dynein complex; cytoplasm. The coding region runs from base 649 to 1248 and encodes 199 amino acids. The record is from RefSeq and is a predicted model, not a curated record. Gene Ontology annotation, molecular function: dynein intermediate chain binding. NCBI's taxonomy places the organism in Eukaryota, Metazoa, Mollusca, Bivalvia, Pectinida, Pectinidae.